UGACACCCCGUGUAACCUCGUUAUUACAGACAGCACCAUGCCCCCAUCCAUACAUGACAUGCGUUGCUUCAGAGGAUUUGUCUUUCUUUUUUUUGAAUUAAGGAUUUGUCUUUCUUGUCUGAUAAAUGCAAUGCAAUGUGACAGCAAUCGGAUCCUUGUUGCCAUUUCCAAUCCAACGGGGAUUCCAUUCGUUGCAAUUGUGAUUGUGAUUGGAGGUCGGGCAACAUGAUCUGUCAUGGGUUCCUCAAUUGCAUCUGGAGAUGAGUUCAGUUGCAAUGCAAGCCCUUCUCAAUUCCUUCCCAUCCUCGGCACCGGCUGCGGCUGCGGCUGCGGGGGCGCCGCUUCCGCCGCCGUCCGUCGGACUGGUGGCUCGCAUUGUUAUUAUUAUUCUGGGACUCGCUGACCCUUUUUUUUUCUAGGGUUUAAAAAAUGGAAAUGAGGAGGAGGAGAGCGUUCGUUGUCGCCGCCGAGCCGCUCCGUGCCGUGCUCAGAUCCGCCGAUGCCGGGCCUCCUCUCCACCUCGUCCAGCCUCCUGUGGCGCCGUCUCGGCCGCCGCAGCGCCGCAUUCGCCCUCGCGCUCCUCGCCGCCGCCCUCCUCUUCACCUUCUUCCGCUAUGCCGCGGGACGCACUGUGCUUGGAUGGGACGCCGCCGGGCUACCACUUCCUGCCAGGAUUCGGAGACGGAUCCCACAGCUGGCUCCUUCACUUGGAGGGCGGGAGCUGGUGCCGCAACUUCAAAUCCUGCGCUCGGCGUAAGAAAACAAAUCUCGGUUCCUCUGCCCACAUGGAUACUCGCGUCGAAUUCGUCGGCAUCCUCAGUGACGAUGAAUCUCAGAAUCCAGAUUUUUACAACUGGAACAAAGUCAAAAUAAGAUACUGUGAUGGUGCAUCAUUCUCUGGACAUGUCCAGGAUGAAGUCAAGAAUGGCACGGGUUUCUUCUUCAGAGGCCAGCGUAUCUGGGAAGCAGUCAUGGCCGACCUUCUGUUAAAGGGCCUAUCCAGGGCUAGACAGGCUUUUCUUACUGGAUGCUCGGCUGGUGGCCUCUCUACAUACAUUCACUGUGAUGAUUUCCGAGCACUUCUACCAAAGACACCUACUGUCAAGUGCCUCGCUGAUGGUGGAACUUUUCUUGAUGUAGAAGAUAUUGCUGGAAGAAGGUAUAUGCGGGCUUUCUAUAACGAUGUUGCUCGGCUGCAGGAUGUGCGUAAAAAGUUCCCUCAUUGCAGUCCAGAUAUGGAGCCAGGGCAGUGCUUCUUCCCGCGGGAAGUUGCAAAAAGCAUCACCACACCGAUGUUUAUACUCAAUCCGGCAUAUGAUGUUUGGCAGGUAGAGCAUGUCUUGUCCCCAGAAGGUUCUGACCCUCAAAAUUUAUGGCGAAAUUGCAGAAUGGAUAUUACCAAGUGUAGCUCAAAACAGCUGGAAAUUCUCCAAGGUUUUAGGAAAGCACUGCUUGAUGCUAUAAAUGAAUUCAAGAAUAGAAGAGACUGGGGUAUGUUCAUCGACUCGUGCUUUAUACACUGCCAGUCGAUGAAAGCUAUUACUUGGCACUCCCCAUCAGCUGCUAGAAUCAACAACAAGACGGCCGCUGAAGCGGUGGGUGAUUGGUUCUUUGAUCGGAGGGAGGUGAAGGAAAUAGAUUGUGAAUAUCCCUGCAACCCGACAUGCUACAAUGCGGUUCUUGAUGAGCCCUACCCGGAAGACUGACUGUCUUUGAGAGUUUUGGCGAUUUGUUAAGCGCGAUCGAUUCUCCAUGAAUUGAUAUCUGUUGAGUUGAAUGUGAUCAGAAUUCAGACUUGUACCUGAGACCUGUUAAAAUAUGAGAACAUUAAUAUAGAUACAACCAAUGGAUCAGUAUGAGUAA
Molecule: messenger RNA, 1863 nt
Organism: Panicum hallii
Lineage: Eukaryota; Viridiplantae; Streptophyta; Magnoliopsida; Poales; Poaceae
Product: pectin acetylesterase 5-like
Exons: 12
Coding region: 615-1706 (363 amino acids)
Molecular function (GO): hydrolase activity
Source: RefSeq, a predicted model, not a curated record